AUGGAUGACAAACUAGCAACAAUUCGAGACUUGUUUUUCGAGAUCGACACAAUCCAUUCCUGUAGCCCAUCCUCGUUUGUUGCAUUAAGUGCCAUACAAAAUUUGAUUGAUGAUAUAAUUCAUAAGUUGAGGUCAGUGCGAAAACUAAUGAACGAAGCAACAUCUCAGUCGCAAUUAUCGUCCCCAAAUUUUGUUUAUGGAAACGGCUCACAGAUUUCGCCGUAUUAUUCGAAAAUAACACUGAUACCUCAAACUUCAAAACGGUUAAUAACGGAAGUAAUCUUGAAUGCGGAAGGAAAUGAAAAUCCGACCGAUUUGGCACGAAAAGCUUACAGCGAUGAAAAUUAUGCGAAAUGCAUUCGAAUUAUUGAGAAGUUUAUCGCUGAAGGUGAUCAAAAAAUUGAUUGCGAAAUUUUGAAUCUUUGUCAUAAUUCAUACAAAAAAAUUGUGGAUGAACUGUCAACAGAAAAGGAGCAAAUAAAAUUAUGUGAAUGGUGGCGACUCUUCCUUGAUAAUGUUAUCCUAAGCGAAAUAUCGAAUAGCACCAUGCUUCAUCUUCACGAUUGCCGUAUUCAAUGUCUUGAAAAGCGAAAGAAGCUCGACUUGGUACCGCUUUAUAUAGAAGAAGGAUUAGAAUUCAUACGGUAUGCUCUCAACGAUGCGAAACUUGAUGCAUUGAAGUAUAGCGAAAAAAUAUAUGAUUCGACUUAUUAUGAGAAUAAUACAAACAACAAUCAGCCCUGUUUUCACUGUAAACCUGGUGACAACACUAAUGGAAGUAGUGAAAUGGAUGAACUAGUACGCCACGAAGCAAAUGAUCAUGAAAAUCAGUUGAAUGAAAUAGUCAAAAGUACGAAAUUUCGACAGCAAAGAAACUGCAUUAUCACCAGAUUUUAA
Messenger RNA from Dracunculus medinensis (Guinea worm), 897 nucleotides. Lineage: Eukaryota; Metazoa; Nematoda; Chromadorea; Rhabditida; Dracunculidae. The record is from the annotation of a GenBank genome assembly.